AUGGGUGGCUUGACUAUCGGAAAAUCAGGAAGUGUACCACCAAAAUUUAUACGCUUGCCCAGUGGAAAAUUAUUUGAUUGUGGUCGAAAAGUGCUCGUACAUAAUAUCACAGAUUUGCAGUAUGUAUGCUCUCGCUUAAAUAUCUCCGAAGAUCAGAAGUUUUUCAUUCUUACUGAAUAUAAUGGUGAAAAAUGUCUCGUUCCUAUUUUUUACCCUCACCAUCCUAACAGUCUUCGCAACAGGACUUCAAAACUUUUAAUCGCAUAUUAUUUAUGCGAACAGUUCCACCUUAAAUGUAUUCAGCUAGACAACCCACAGGAUUGUGCUGAUAUCAAGUUGGUUAGUGAUGUCGUCAUUGCAAAUAAGAAUCAGCUAAAUACCAGUGAAGAAGACUCAAAAGCCCUAGAAGAGCUUUUAAAUUCUGAAGAAUUGUUUACACGACUGUUAAGUGUGCUUUUGAGUAUUCCUGAGCUUACUACUCAAUGGGUACAUGUGAAAGAUCAGAAAGGACAAUUAUACCAGAUUGGAAUUAAUAGAGAUGAAUUAAUUAUUCAUCAAGAAUUUGUUGAGUCUUUAUCAACACGUUUCAGUUGGCAAGUUUUGGGCAAUGCUAUUGCUAAUCGUUCAAUUGUAACACUUCCAAUAUCCAUGAGUGCAGAAAAUGCAGAAAAAUUGAUGGAUUUUAUUGAUGUAAAGAGUAGCACUAAAAUGAAAAGUGCGUCAAAUACGGCUAAUCUAAAAGAUGAUAGAAAUAAUUCACAGUCUAUCGAAAAUGACAAAAACAUUUCACAACAGUAUAUUCUUAAAUUUCGAUUAUCUGAUGCCAAAAUCGCUCAACGAUUAGCUUUACAAUUAUACACGAUAUGCAAUAGAGUGAUAAAAGAGUCAAACAAUAAUACAAGGAUACAAUGCAAUGAUGUUGAGAAAGAGGAAGAGGAAGAUGAAAACACUACUUCCGGUAUGCUGACACGAUUUAAUCGACAAUUUCGUGAUACAUUUAGAUGUUUUUCAAGACCAUUUAAUAUGAAAUCGAAAGUAUCUAAACGUAAACCGUGUUCAACACUACUAGAUCCAAAUAAAACUACACAAAGUGUUAAUAAUAAUAACAAUAAUGUUGAGGCAACUAUAACUGUUCAGCCAUCUUCUAUAUCUGAUCAUUCUCUGUCAACUUAUAGCAGUAUGUUUCCGAUAUCGACUACUGGCAUACCUACUACCAGUGUUGCUUUUGUUACAAGUAGUAUUAGUAGUAACAGUUGUUGUGUAACAAUGAAAUCUUCAGUUAACGAUAAUGUUGUUGAUGAAAAUCUUAAAAUAUGUUCAUAUUCUCCUAUGUAUUCGUCUGUUCAAAUGGACCCACCUACAAUGAUUACUAAUCAAUCACGUAUCACAGCUACUGCACACACAACAUUUAUGUCAAAUUCUAAAAUGAAUCAACAAAAUAUUAUCACAACGAAUCAUGAAAAAAUACCAGUAGUUGUGGAACCAAUUGAAGUAGCUGCCGGUGAAGCACAAGCAGAAUUAAAUGAACGUGAUAAACAAGUUUUACAUUCAUUACUAAUGAAUAAAUCUUCAACGAUUGUUUCCUCUGUACCUGUUAAUAAUUUCUCGUACACCAUCGCUAAUACUUCAAUGAUGACAACAACAACGCCCAUGAAAUCCAUUUCAAAUGAAUUAUCUUCAUCUCAGUUAUCGUCAUUCAAUAAUUUAUCAUCUGUUGCUAUGAAUAAAUCAAAUUCAACAUUUCAUAAGGAACCGUCAAGCAUCAGCCCAAUCAUAAAUACUACGAUAACAACAUCAGGGACAACAACAACUAUCAAUCAAGAUAAUUUGUCAAGACAAUAUACAAAUGAAAGUAUCUUUUCAUCAUCGACAAUUCCAACAAAUGGUAAUCUUGCUACAUUUUCACAUUCAUCAUCUUCAAUACAUACUGAAAUGUCAGGACAGAAGAAUUUUAUCCCAUCAGCCAAUAAUUCUAAUGUUACUAAUACACACUUUGUGAAAUCAAAAUUGGAUACAACCGUUGUAGAAAAACAGAUUUCUGAUAACGAAAAUCUGAAUCUUCAGGCUACUUCAGAGCAUGUUAGUUGUGUCACUGGACCAUCUAUAAAAUAUGUUGCAGCAAAUUCUGCCAAUGUGGUUUCUGCUAAGAACAAUGUUGCUUCAUCAGUCGAUAUCAAUAAUAAUAAUUAUAACAUCCCAGAUUGCCAAAAUGUCGUCAAUUCAUAUGACGAUCAUAAUGUCGAGUCUACAGUUAGUCACGCCACCAGUUUAUACGCUCCACAACCAUAUACAACGGUUAAAUCCGAUAUAAAUAAUAAUAUUUCAAAUGAUAUAAAACCAACUUUAAACGGUUUCAAACCUGUAAUGGAAGAUGAUUCUCUCAAAAUUACCAAUACUACUUCUAUAUCUUCACCUUCAACUACAUCAACUUCAGAUUCAUUCCAAUCGCGUAUUAAACCACCUUCGUUUACCGUAAAAACAUCAGAUUUAAGCAAAAUAAGCACUACAAAAGUAACUUCUACUACCGUCAAAGUUGAUGAAUGUUUCAAUUCCAACCAUGUAACACAGAAUAAUAAUAACACAAUGUCCAAUUCAUUUCAUACGCCAGAAAGUAUAAAAAAUCAUAAUAAAACAGAUUCUCCCGAAAAGAACAAUGUACCGAAUACACCAUCCAUCGUAUGCUCCGCGUCAGUUAGUGUAACUGGAAUUCGUCCACCGAGUGGUAUUAAAGCUCCAUCUAUUACUCCAGAUAAAAUGAAGUCUAGAAUUACUACUAACGGACAUACCAAUGCCAGUGCCACCGACACAUCAGUUAUGUCUACACAUGAUGAUAUGACAUAUAACAAAAAACAAAUUCCUACAAGCGUUGAACCAACCUGCGAAUUGAUAAAAAGACAAGAAUCAAUUACAGAGGAUAGUUUAGAACAUCCUAGUAGUUUACCUAGACCUCUAGGAAUUUCACCUUCUUCAUUUCACGGUAAAGCUCAAUCUAAACUUCGACCUUUAUCAGGAAAUUCACCAAUCGCCAAUUCUGGUAUACCUGCACCGUCUAUAAUGCCACCUGUUAGCGGGCAAUCUCAUAUGCCUGUACCGAUGAAUAAUACUUCUAUUCCUUUGCCUAGUGGAAUAAAACCACCAUCUCGUUCACCAAAGUCUGCAUUAGCUAAGCAUUGA
Schistosoma spindalis is the source of this 3174-nucleotide messenger RNA. Lineage: Eukaryota; Metazoa; Platyhelminthes; Trematoda; Strigeidida; Schistosomatidae. The record is from the annotation of a GenBank genome assembly.